AAGUAGCAAACAUCCAAAUCUUUUCACCUCAGGAAUAUAUAUGAGCUCAAUUUGUCCAUUUACUGAAUCAUGGACCAAUUGCCAAAAAUGACAAAAUAGCACAUCAAAUGACAUUAAAUCACAUCUUCACACAAACUCAAAUUUUAUUGGUACCUUCAUGGGACCUAUGAUGACGUGUCAUCCCAAUAAAACUCAAUUAUUAUAGUUGCAGGACCAAACAACACGUGGCAAUAGAAAAAACCCCCACGUAGGUGCUCUUAGUGCACACGGUCCUAGAACGUUUGGACUUUUCUUCCCUCAACCUUCCAGAAACUUCUUCAAAACUAAUGGCCACAAAUCAACGAACAAAAUAGCGGCCAGAAUAACGCCACGUGUAAGUUAAACCACGUGACAUUCCUACGUGGCGCACGCAUUCCACUGAAAAUGAUACGACCUCUUUUUAAUCAACACAUUGUUAGGUCAAUUGAUUGAUUCUCUCACUCUUCAAAACUUCUAUUUUCUCGCACAAUUUUCCCGGAAAGUUUCUCAGAAACCGCCAGAAAAUAGUUUUGAAAUUAACUGCAUUGGGUUCUGUGUGUGAAAUUUUGGUGAGAAAAUCGCUAUGGAUGGUGAAGAGUGUGAAGCAUUGGAGAAAUUGGUUUACAUGUGGGGGUACUUACCGGGAGCUUUACCGCAAAGGACGCCGUUGUUAACGCCGUUUAGGGUUCCGGUGUCUGGUUAUAACUGGAAAGAUGUUUCCGGUGGUGGUUGUGGAUUUGCAAUGGCUAUAUCUGAGCCAGGAAAGCUCAUAACAUGGGGUUCUACAGAUGAUCUAGGCCAAAGCUAUGUGACGUCCGGCAAGCACGGGGAAACUCCAGAGCCAUUCCCUCUUCCAAAUGAAGUUUCUAUUGUAAAAGCUGCUGCUGCAUGGGCACAUUGCGUUGCUGCAACAGAUUGUGGAGAAGUUUACACAUGGGGAUGGAAGGAAUGUAUUCCUUCUGGGAAGGUAUUUGGCGAAACUUUGUCAGGGGUAAGUCCUGAAAAAGAUGCACAAGGAAAGCAGGGUUCAUUCUUGACAGAGCAAGUGAGCCCUCGUUCUAAAGUCUCAAAAUCCACAGGAGGAACUGUUUCUGGUGGAGAAAUAAGUACUAAGAGAAGGAAAGUAUCUUCAGCAAAGCAAGCAGCUGAAACCUCAUCAUCUGGUGAUGAUAUUCUAACAGCAAUGCCAUGCCUUGUCACACUUAAUCCAGGGGUAAGGAUAACAAGUGUUGCUGCCGGUGGGCGGCAUACCCUAGUAUUGUCAGAUAUAGGACAGGUGUGGGGUUGGGGCUAUGGAGGUGAAGGGCAGCUUGGUUUGGGCUCCAGAAUACGUAUGGUGUCCUCUCCUCAUCUUAUUCCUUGUAUUGAUUCCUCUUCUUAUGGCAAAGAUAUAUCAGCAUCACUGUCUCAAGGAAGCAUGAGUUCAGAGGGACAAAAUUUUAGGAUUCCUGGAAGUUGUAUAAAGGCUAUUGCCUGUGGUGGUCGACAUAGUGCAGUAAUCACAGAUGCUGGAGCUGUGCUUGCGUUUGGUUGGGGACUUUAUGGACAGUGUGGGCAAGGAAGUACAGAUGAUGAACUAAGUCCGACCUGCGUGUCUUCCUUAUUGGGUAUUCGAAUAGUGGGAGUUGCUGCAGGUCUGUGGCAUACUGUUUGUACAUCUGCUGAUGGUGAUGUAUAUGCAUUUGGUGGAAACCAGUUUGGGCAGCUGGGAACUGGUUCUGAUCAAGCUGAGGUUCUACCAAGACUACUGGAUUGUCAGAGCUUGGAAAAUGUGAACGUAAAGAGCAUAUCUUGUGGGGCUCGUCACACUGCUCUAGUAACAGAUAAUGGAAAAGUCUUCAGCUGGGGAUGGAACAAGUAUGGGCAGCUGGGCCUUGGGGACGUGAUUGACCGCAACAUUCCUUCCGAAGUCACAAUUGAAGGUUGUGUAGCUAAAAAUGUUGCAUGUGGUUGGUGGCACACUCUUCUUUUGGCCGAGUCACCCACUUGAUGCCAUGGCGAGGCUUUUGGACCCAAUUUUGUUAGCUAGCUGUUCUCUUUUUAUUAUUGGUAAAAAGGGUAUAUCACUAAGUUAUAUGUAUAUGUACAUACAGUAGUGGAAUGUAUAUGCAUAUAUGCUUGUAUUCUUUCAUGGUUUGAAUUACCAUGAUUGGCUCUAGCUAUUAACAACAUGGAUAGUAAUUUCUAGUAUGUGGAAAGGAAAUUUUGGGUCCUUUCCAUCUAUGUAACAUUAUGUAUUUCAAAGUGUAUAUGUAAUUUUAUAGUUAGAUAACUGUAAGUUGGUAUGCUGAUUCCUAACAUGAAGUUGUGGACUUGUGGGUGGGGGGGUAUGGGGAGGUUUUAUUGGCAAUCUCACGUAUGAGGAAAGUUGAAUCAUUAAUUUGGAGAUGACAGAUAAAACUAUGAUACAUUUAAUAGUUUUGCUUGACA
Messenger RNA from Trifolium pratense (red clover), 2448 nucleotides. RefSeq names its product ultraviolet-B receptor UVR8. The coding region runs from base 602 to 2008 and encodes 468 amino acids. The record is from RefSeq and is a predicted model, not a curated record. The transcript is spliced from 11 exons. Lineage: Eukaryota; Viridiplantae; Streptophyta; Magnoliopsida; Fabales; Fabaceae.